This is a messenger RNA of Theobroma umbraticum, 1828 nucleotides long. RefSeq names its product nudix hydrolase 2-like. NCBI's taxonomy places the organism in Eukaryota, Viridiplantae, Streptophyta, Magnoliopsida, Malvales, Malvaceae. Gene Ontology annotation, molecular function: NAD binding; ADP-ribose diphosphatase activity; NADH pyrophosphatase activity. The record is from RefSeq and is a predicted model, not a curated record.
UUCUUAAGUUUCCCUCUCCAUUUUCCCGUUUCAGCCAAGAAAAAAAGAAAAAAGAAAACAAAUUAAAGGAAAAUAAAUCAAAAUUGGAAUCUGAUUCUUUCUUUUUGAAUUACUAUUAUCUUAUUUAAAUUAUUGAUUAAUCACUGUCAGAAUAUCCUUUGUCUAGCUUGGAAAACCGCUGCUGUUCGUCUGUUUAGCAGAUGUCGAUUUCAGUGGAUUUGUUGGAGGUAGUUGAAAACCGUCUGUGCGAAAAUGGAGUUUGUCAUGUUGAAUUGCUCCCUGCGAUCAAUGACGAACAUGGAGGUGUCAUUGUGGAACUGAAGGAGUAUAUGGACUCUGACACCUUUGCCACUCUGCUCAGAGCUUCCAUGCUGAAAUGGAAGCAACAGGUGAAGUUUGAGAUGGAUAUGUGCUUAUUGCUUUGCUGAAUGCCCGUUAAAAAGUUUGCUUAGAUGCUUGCUAGAAUUGAACAAUGCAAUUUAUAUGUGCAAGUUCUUAUUUGUUAGUUAUUUUGUAAUUUUGAUGGAACAUAGUUGGGAGACAAGUCUAAUAUUGAAUUGUUUUUAGCUGACCUCAACUUAUGAAUGUUCAUCCAGAGCCAACAAUUUUACUCUCGAGGAUUUUUCUGAAGUAGCAAAGUGGAAGUUUGGUUUUAGUCAGAUUCUGAACCAGCUAUCUAAGUGAUCGAUUGAUGUUUUGUGGUGUUUGUGAUGUGAAUAAAAUAAACAAAUCUUUACUUCAAUAAUUUCUGCUACUGUACAAUUGAGGAUUGUUGGUUGCAUAAUCAAGUUACUCAUCAUCCUCCAGAAAUGUGAUGAAAGGUCGACUUUUAAGUUUCUUUGUUUUACUUUUAUCAAUAUAUUCACAUUAUUUCGAAUUUAAUAUGCAGGGUAAAAGGGGAGUCUGGAUUAAAUUGCCUAUUGGAUUAGCACAUCUUGUUGAAACUGUAGUGAAGGAGGGGUUUUGGUACCACCAUGCUGAACCAAGUUACCUCAUGCUCGUUUAUUGGAUUCCUAAGACACCUAACACUAUCCCUGCAAAUGCAACACACCGAGUAGCUGUUGGUUCAAUUAUCUUUAAUGAUAAAAGAGAGGUGCUUACAGUUCAGGAAAAGAGUGGUCGAUUUCACGGAGCAGGCUUAUGGAAAAUUCCUACUGGAGUUGUUGAUGAGGGUGAGGACAUAUUUACGGCCGCUGAAAGAGAAGUAAAAGAAGAGACAGGAAUUGACACAGAGUUUGUGGAGGUCCUCGGAUUCAGGCAAUCACACAAGAUAUUCUUCGGCAAGUCAGAUCUACUUUUCUUAUGCAUGUUGCGUCCACUAUCGUUUGACAUCGAGACACAAGAGCUGGAAAUUGAGGCAGCUCAGUGGAUGCCAUUUGAAGAAUAUGCAGCCCAACCUUCCGGCCAGAAGAAUGAGCUUUUCAGAUACGUAAAUCAAGUAUGCUUAGCAAAGUUACACAGAGACUAUGGUGGGUUUUCUCCACAGCCUACCAUAUCAACGUUUUGUGACUGUGCCCAACCAACCUACCUUUAUUUGAACAACAAGGAUCUGGACAAGUCAAGAAUACCGAUCGUAUGUCUUACAAAUGCGGACAAUAAGUGGGAACACCGAUCCGAAUAGGCUCAAUUUAGACAAUAGCUUUGCUACAAGAAAUAAUACCACGAGGUAAUUUUAGCAUCUUUUCCUUUUGGGAUCAAUUUUCCUUGUGUUUUUGAUUUGUUGCAACAAUAUAUUGUAUUACCGUCAUCAAUAUAUGUUUGACUUAAAUGGCAGAAUUGCCUUUUUGUAUGAUUAGCCUGCUUGUUACAUAUAUUCAUGAAAUGAUGU